CACACUGCGAGCUCGGCGGUCACGAGGGCAAAGGAGAGGUGACGUCAGCCUUCCGACCCAGGGAACAAUCAGAGCGUUCUGGAGCCAAAUGGUCCUGGAGCUGUAAUACGUUCAGCAUAGCCAAGCCACCGCCGCGGCGCUGCCGACUUUCAAAUUCACCUAGCAAUCAUUUAUUUUCCUGUUGAUUUUUCCCUCCUACUUUGUUUUCCUCUGGUCACGUAGAGCGUAGAAUUUAUAAAUCAGGUUUAUCGACACCAGUCUUCGUUUCAUUCAACUUUUGUGAAGUGGGUUUCAGUUGUGGUGAUAUUUGUUCGGGUGUGAACUUCAUCUCAACACUACCACGCAGGUUUUACCGGGACGUGUGGAAGCUGUAUGGGCUGCGAUGAAGAGUCUUAAAGCGAAGUUCCGGAAAAGCGACGCUCACGAGUGGAGUAAGAACGACGAGCGGUUGCUGGCGGCAGUGGAGCAUGGAGAAGCAGACAAGGUCUCCGCCCUGCUGGCCAAGAAGGGCGCCAGCGCCACCAAGCUGGACGGGGACGGAAAAUCAGCUCUGCACGUGGCGGCCAUGCGGGGACAGACAGAAUGCCUGGCGCUGAUUCUGGCGCACGGAGUCGACGCUUCGCUGACGGACGGUUCCGGUUUCAGUGCUUUACACCUUGCUGCCAAAAAUAACCACCAGGAGUGUGCCAAGAGGCUGAUCCAGGGUAAAUGUGUCAUUGACAUGCUGGACAGCUCAGGGAAGACUGCUCUUCACCACGCGGCGGCCAGUGGGAGUGUCCUUAUUGCCCAGCUGCUCUGUGAGCACAAGAGUCCUGUGAACCUGAAGGAUGCGGAGGGCUUCACUCCGUUGCUGUUGUCUGCUCGCCAUGCCCAUGCGGACGUGUGCCGGACCCUGAUGGACUGGGGAGCCGAUGUGAACGCCUGUGACAAGAGUGGCAGGACUGCGGUGAUGUUGGCCAGUGAGAGCAGCAGUGCCGCUGCGGUGGAGAUGCUGGUGCAGAGGGGAGCAGGCCUGCUGAUGGUGGACUCUCUGGGCCACGAUGUCCUGCACUACGCUAAGCUCUCGGGCAGCUCCCAGAUCAAAGCUCUCCUCUCCAGUGCACUACAGCGCCUCAGAAAGGACUCCGAUACGAUGUCGCCAAAACCAGUCCAGCAUGAUUCGCUGGCUCUGGGGGACGGAGACAGGAGCACCACUCCCAAAAAGCGGAAAGCCCCGCCCCCUCCUUUUAGCCCCAUUCAGAGUCCUCAGCUGGCUGAAAUGGCGUCUCCCCCUUACCUGACCCCGAACCAAACCCCAACAUCGAGCACGAACGUCACGCCCAGGAAGUUUAAUUACCCGGAGGAUGAACUGAAGAGCGAGGUGCUGAAGGACGAGAUCGAGAAGUUGCAGGAGGAGAAGAGCAUGCUGCUGGAGACCAUCGAAGAUCUGAAGCAGAUCGUAGAGCAAACGCAGCCCAAGGCAGGGAAUUGUGGGAGUGAUGAGCCGUCCUUGGUAGCGACGCUGCAGGCGAAGGUUGCUGCCCUUUCUCUGGAAAACCAGCAGCUUGCUCACAUCCUGAAGAAACGCCAGGGGGACGAGGUCCAGGACCACUCGCGACCCAACAGCAUCGACUCCAACGCCUCCUACCACUCCACCAACGCCGAGUUUGACCCCCCCAGCCAGGACAAAGAGUUCUCCCCAAAAAAGGCUGAGGAGGAGGGGAAGGGAGGGAGCGAGGAGGAGAUCCGGCACCUGAGGGAGGCGCUGGGGAGCCUCCAGGCCAAGCUGCAGGAGUCCCAGCAGGAGAACCGCACCCUGCAGGAGGCGCAGGCUCUGCAGGAGGAGCUGAGGCUGAAGGAGGCGCUGGAGCAGGAGGUGCAGGAGCUGCGGGAGCAGCUGGAGCGGGCACGGGCGGAGCAGGAGCGGGACGGCCAGCGAAUGGGAGCCCUGCAGGCUCAGCUGGAGGGCGGGGCCGACCGUGUGAGCUCUGAGGAGGUGGAGGAUUUAAAGACCUCCUACACCACGCUGGUGGAGAGCCUGACGCUGGAGAAGGCCCAGCUGGCCAGCAGCUACAAGGAGGCGCAGGAGGAGGUGAAGAUGCUGCAGGAGGCGCUGCAGGGGACCGUCCCCGUGGAGGCCGCCGCCCGGGACUUUGAGGAGAUGAAGGUGGAGCUUGGGCGGGUGAUUGACGGGCUGCAGAAGAGGCUGCUGGAGCUGUCGCAGUCGUACAGCGAGGCCCAGGGCGAGCUGAACUCCGCCCGCUCCCAGCUGGAGGCCUGCGCCACGCCCGACCCGGAGCUGCAGGCGCUGCGGCGCCAGGCCGAGGAGGCGCAGGAGGAGAUCGCCCUCCUCAGGCGGGAGGCGGAAGCGCAGGCCCAGGCCACCGUGGCGCUGGCUGACCACACCCAGGUGGUGGCGUCGCUGGGGGCUGCGCUGAAGGAGGCGGAGUCUCGGGAGGAGGCGCUGAAGGAGCGUCUGGCGGAGCGGACGCUGCAGGUGGAGGCGCUGAAGGAGCGGCUGACGGUGGAGAAGGACGCCACGCCCGACGACUCUGUGUCCCGCCUGGAGCACCAGCAGAUGCAGGAGGCCCUGGAGGCCCAGGUGUCCCAGCUCACCCUGCUGCUGCAGGACGCGCUGCGCAAGCAGGACGAGAUGGCCCUGGAGACGGCGGCGGCCUGGCAGGAGGCGCGGGACGGGAGGAGCGAGAGGGAGGCGCUGAGGGAGCAGCUGGAGGCCAGCGAGCGGGAGAGGGCCCAGCUCAACAGCAGGAGCCGAGCCGCUCAGGAGACCGUCGCUGACAUGCGCUCCAGAGCAGAGGCCCUCCUGUCCUCUGAGCAGGACAAGAAGAAGAAGAUCGAGGAGCUGAAUAAGGAGGUGAGUCGGCUGAAGGAGGCGCUGAACAGCCUCUCGCAGCUCUCCUACGCCCCCAAGAGGCAGACCUCCCAGGUGGAGACCCUGCAGCAGCAGGUGAAACAGCUGCAGUACCAGCUGACGGAAUCUAAGAAGCAGCACCAUGAGAUCGUGUCGGUCUACAGAAUGCACCUGCUCUACGCCGUCCAGGGCCAGAUGGAUGAAGACGUGCAGAAGGCUUUGAAACAGAUACUGAUGAUGUGCAAGGUGCCCACAGAAGCCAAGUGAGACUGCGGAGUUAAAGUUUACAUACUGCCUGAGACAGACGGAGCGUGCUGUCUCUCUGCCCAAAACGUACCCGUGCACUGACCCCAUCCCGCAAGAACCGCAGGACUGAGCCCCGCUGUCGGACAGUCCUGGGGCCGUCCUUAAAUGUCCCUGACUGGGGCUGUCCCUAACAGAGACCCUCAGCCCACAGAACUGGAACGGUAGCACCGAAUCAACCCUUCUGUGUGCAGCAGCUCUGAAGCAGAGAAUCGUGGGAGAUGUAGUCCCUGCAGCUCACCGACAGACCCCUGGGUGUGCUUGACAUGUUAAUUUGGUGAUUACGUGGUUAAAAUUCACAUUUAAAAUAUUUUAAUACGUAUUUUCAAAAAAAUUUAAAAAAGAAGUUAUUUAUUUUUUGAUUGUUGAAAAAGUGCAGUUAUGCAUUUCAAAAAUUUAAAAAAAGCACAUUCAAUGUAUGAGAAGUUCCUCAGACCUCUGAAAAUGCAUGGUUUUUAUGCUGUUUCUAUUAACAUUUUCCUAUUAGCAUGUACAUUUAUAUAAAAAUCAAUAUUUUACAGAGUAUGCCUGUUUUGUAGCUACUCAUACUUUUUUGACUUUCAGACGAGGAAAGAGUGUAGUGUAGAGUGUAGUUGUAUUUUUAUAAUAUUCCUUAGUUUGUGCGUUUUUGCAUUUUGAAUAAAGCGGUUGUGUGUUGGGCAUAAUAUCGACCCCAGAUUUUGUAGUCUGAUGGAGGAACGUGGUGGAAGGUUGGGACCCCAACACCUUUCCGUAGUGCGCCCCUUUGUAACACCUUCAGAACUGAGUAGUGUUAACCCUUUAGAGCCCUUUUCUCAGCCGAACGCCCCAGGCUGUAUUAACGCUGGUAUUUAUUUAGCGGUCAAGUACUUGAAAGAUGUGGUUUAGAAGUUCCGGAAGCCCUCAGAGGGCAGAACCGUAAAAACGUUGGCAUGGCAACCGCGGAGGUCCUGGCUGCACGGUGGCCACCAGCGCAGUCACGUACAGUAGCGUGUGCAGUAGCGUGUUCAGCCGUGUACUGUAGCGUGUGCAGUAGCGUGUACUGUAGCGUGUGCAGCCGUGUACUGUAGCGUGUGCAGUAGCGUGUACUGUAGCGUGUGCAGUAGCGUGUUCAGCCGUGUACUGUAGCGUGUGCAGUAGCGUGUACUGUAGCGCGUGCCCGUGUCUGCACAGCGUCGCCAACGCUGCCCGCCACACGUGUACUGAGGGAAAAAACAUGUCAGUAUUCUCUGUAGGCUGAUUUUUUUACUUGCAAUAUUGUUAGAGGAAAGAGGAAUGAUUAGUGUGUUAUAAACAUUACUGCGUGCACACACACACACUCGCCCACAUGCACGUGAACACACGCACGCACGCACACACACACUACACACACACUCGCCCACAUGCACGUGAACACACGUGCGCACGCACGCACGCACACACAUGGGGCGACAUAGCUCAGGAGGUAAGAGCGGUUGUCUGGCAGUCGGAGGGUUGCCGGUUCGAUCCCCACCCCGGGUGUGUCGAAGUGUCCCUGAGCAAGACACCUAACCCCUAACUGCUCUGGUGAAUGCGAGGCAUCAAUUGUAAAGCGCUUUGGAUAAAAGCGCUAUAUAAAUGCAGUCCAUUUACGCACGCACGCGCGCACACACGCACACACACACACACACAGGGUACCUGCACACUAAAGCGCAGUGCUGGUUGGGGUUUAGGGUUCUGUGGGUCUUGUUUAGCAGCUGAGUCAGGUACUGCAACUCAGCCAUUUCAUUCAAAUACAGCUUCACUCAUCUGCUUCAGUAUAAACAGCUUCAUUUAUCAACUUCAGUAUAAACAGCUUCAUUUAUCAACUUCAGUAUAAACAUCUUCAUUCAUCUGCUUCAGUAUAAACAGCUUCAUUCAUCAACUUCAGUAUAAACAGCUUCAUUCAUCAGCUUCAAUAAAAACAGCUUCAUUCAUCAGCUUCAAUAAAAACAACUUCAUUUAUGAGCUUCAAUAAAACCACUUCAUUUAUGAGCUUCAGUGAAAACAGCUUCACUUUUCAGCUUUGGUAAAUAGUUAAUCAGCUUCAGCACAAACAGUUGCAUGUGUUCAUGUGCCAUUGCAGAUUAUUGCCGUUUAGGCCGUCCUGCACUAGAGCCCUGCUUGGCACAGAGGGAUGUGCAGAAAGCUCUUCAGCCUUGUGUAAACAGCAAUCUGUAAGCCUUGCGUUAUGGUUGAACAAAUAUUGACUGUUCAACAAGCAGUUCAGCAUGAAUUACGUUUACUUCAUAAUACAUAUUACAUUAACUAACAGUGUAGCUAACAUGAGCUAAUGUAUCUACGCCUGUUUUACAUUUUCAAAGAGUGGUUUGACAGCAGAGUGGGUGUGUUCAACUACAGAUAAAGUGUGUUACCUGGAACCAAUUAUUCAGUUUACUUCCUCAAAACCAUAACAUUACAAGAAUAACAUGCCAGUGCUGGCUUAAAUGGCCUUAUGAACCUUCUUUAGUGUUGAAAUGUUCAGUUUUUUUUCUGAGCAGGUUUGUACUGGAAGAUGAAUGUUGUUGAACGCACCUCCGGAGCGCAGGCGACCGUGCUGGAUGCCCCGUGUGUUGUACAGUAGCAGUGACGCACACUGCAGUGUGCUGUGCAGUGCAGUUGCAGUGACGCUCACUGCAGUGUGCUGUGCAGUACAGUUGCAGUGACGCUCACUGCAGUGUGCUGUGCAGUACAGUAGCAGUGACGCUCACUGCAGUGUGCUGUGCAUAGCAGUGACGCACACUGCAGUGUGCUGUGCAGUGCAGCGCAGGCAGUCGUCUUUAACACGAGUCCCCAGUGCAGGGUUAGGACCUCACAUGCACCUGCUGCAGUUAAAAGCAGAUGCUUGUGCAUGCUGUGCACGGGUCCCUGUGCGCAGUGCCUGGGUCCCUGUGCGCAGUGCCUGGGUCGCUGUGCGUAGUGCCUGGGUCGCUGUGCGUAGUGCCUGGGUCGCUGUGCGCAGUGCCUGGGUCGCUGUGCGCAGUGCCUGGGUUAGUGUAAUGGGAGGAAUGUCUGUUAUUUUCAUAUUGACCGCCUGUUCGCCCUGUUUAAAUCUCCCGAAGGCGGACAAAUUGUCCUCACACCGCGCAGCACGGAUCCUCAGCCUUAAGCGACACUCAGCACAAGGUGAUGAACGAGUGAACGCAUUGAUGAAUGAGUGAAGUUGUACUGUAACCCAGGAGCAUUUCCCAGCAGGCUUUGCUUGCUUAAUUUUUGUAACAGGAAAUGGCGAUGGAGUGGGGAUGAGGAAUUGGGUGGGUGGGGUGGGGGGAGGGGUGGAUUUAUGUAGAGGCUGAACUGUCUAGGCUGUACAAGUAUUUUGAAAGAAGGGAUUUUUUGAGUGCUACCUUUUUUAAUGAAAUAGAAAAAAAAUGUUUCUGUUUGCCAAUUUUUUCCCCCCAACUAUUACAAGCAUUUCUGAAUUAAUAAAACUGUUAUAGAACUCUG
This is a messenger RNA of Anguilla rostrata (American eel), 6577 nucleotides long. RefSeq names its product retinoic acid induced 14 (gene rai14). The coding region runs from base 383 to 3118 and encodes 911 amino acids. The transcript has 19 exons. Lineage: Eukaryota; Metazoa; Chordata; Actinopteri; Anguilliformes; Anguillidae. The record is from RefSeq and is a predicted model, not a curated record. Gene Ontology annotation, molecular function: protein binding.